This is a messenger RNA of Hevea brasiliensis (rubber tree), 1833 nucleotides long. RefSeq lists its product as uncharacterized. The coding region runs from base 355 to 1536 and encodes 393 amino acids. NCBI's taxonomy places the organism in Eukaryota, Viridiplantae, Streptophyta, Magnoliopsida, Malpighiales, Euphorbiaceae. Gene Ontology annotation, molecular function: phosphatidic acid binding. The transcript has 2 exons. The record is from RefSeq and is a predicted model, not a curated record.
UUUAAAAUAAAAAAUCAUUUAUAAAUAAUGGUAAAAUUUAAUUCUCCAUAACAAAGAAAAAUCUAAAUUAUGGCAACAGAAAAAGACCACACAGAGCAGUGGUCCAUGAGCGCAUAAAAGGAAAAACCAAUUAAACGUGGACCAUGUCCGAUUCGUGUCACUUAUAGGAAUCCACUUUUAAAUGCGACCUGGCCCACCUAAUCAAGACCACAUAAAACGCCACCGAAUUUGUCCGACAAAAGGAAACCCAAAACGCCGCCGUUUCAAGUGCAAACCCUAUAAAAUGGCCAUCCUCUCCACACCUACCCCCUUUUCUUUCUCUGUUUUCUGGGGGAGCCAUCUUGACUUGAAACAAUGCCGUACUAUUCGAGGAACGAAGACGACGUCCAUGAUUUCGACGAGUAUGAUCCGACACCAUAUGGAGGUGGAUACGACAUGGCCUUGACGUACGGACGUCCCAUCCCACCGUCUGAUGAAACUUGCUACCGACACAGCUCAUCCGCCGAUGAGAUCGACUACGAUCGCCCCAAUUUCACCUCCUACGCGGAGCCCUCCGCCUACGCCGAUGAGCAUCUCCAGGAGGAGUACACUAGCUAUGCCCGUCCCAAGCACAGACCUGGUCCUGCUCAUGGCUUCACCCCUGGUGGGGAAGUAUUUGUUGAUGCUAAGCCUGAGCCUGCUUAUGGGUUCCCACCUGGAGUGACAAGGCCUGGGUCCGAUUAUGGAUCUGGUGGCUAUGGCGGAACGCCCGAUUAUGAGAAGCCACCUAGCCAGGAAUAUGGUUCUGGGUACGGCCGGAGGCCAGAUUCAGAAUACGGAUCUGGUGGAUACGGCGGGAGGACCGAGUAUGAGAAGCCAGCCAGCGAAGAAUAUGGAUCGGGCUAUGGCAGGAGGCCAGAAUCGGAAUAUGGAUCUGGUGGGUACGGCGGAAAGACCCAGUAUGGAAGACCAACCAGCGAGGAAUACGGAUCCGGCUUUGGCCGGAGACCAGAAUCAGAGUAUGGAACUGGGUACGGUGGGAGAACCAAUUAUGAGAGGCCACCUGGUGAAGAGUAUGGAUCCGAAUAUGGUAGGAGACCUGAAUCUGGGUAUGGAGAGAGUACUGAACAUGAGAUUCCCAGUGCGGAAUAUGGAUACGGAUAUGGGGGCAGGAAGGAGUCUGAGUAUGGAUCUGGGUAUGGAGGGAGGAAGCAGUCUGAAUAUGAAGGUGGAGGAUCUGAGUACGGAGAUGGGUAUGGGCGCAAGCCAAGCUACGGGGAGGAAGGAGGAUAUGGAGAGAGGACUGAGUAUGGGAGGCCAAGUUAUGGAGAUGAACCACCGAGGAGGCCUAAUUAUGGGAGGCAAGAAGAGGAGUACGAGAGGCCAACUUAUGAGAGGCGCGAUGAUGAUGAUGGUGAGUCUCGCAACAAGUAUGGCUAUGGUGGCGAAGAGGGUUAUAGCCGCAAGAAAUAUGGAGAUGAUGACUCUGAUGAUGAAGAGAAGAAGCAUCAUCGCUACAAGCACCACCACCACAAGAAGCACCAUGAAGACGAGUGAUGGAGCCGUUGUUAACUUGUUAUUGGGACUCAUGCCCAUUAUUGGCUACUAAAUAAAGGAUCAAGGCAUGUUUCCUGUUUAAUGGUCGUUUUGUUUUGUGUAAGAGUUCUUUGUCAACUUGUGUGUUUCCCCUAGCGUGAUGCAUCAUCUGUUGGUAUUCAUGCCCCUAUUAGCUGCUACGGCGUGUUUCGUUUUUAAUGGUGCUUCCGCUGUGCAAUCCAUGUGAAAUAUCUACUGUGUUAUUUGGUAUGUUCUCCUAAAUAAAAUCCUGAACCUGUGAGUUUGGAAUGUUUCUUA